AUGGAUUUCGACGACGGGGACCUGAAGGACAUUUGGGACACCGAUCUCGAUGCGAACCUGCAAGACACACUGAAGAUGUCCAACUAUCCGGACAUCCAGGACUGGAUGGAUCCACACUCGAAGCUGCCGCCGGUCAUCCUGAACGACAAGCUGAUGACCGACGCAAUCAUCGGGACGUGCAUGCCGAUCAAAACCGAACACUCGUACAGCCUCAACUCGGACGGUGAUUCGCUGCCGGACACGAUCCCAGAUUCACCGCACAGCCUGCAGAACAAGAUGGAUGCAGAUAUGGAUGAAGAAUGCUAUCCAGCUAUCAGCAUGAAUGGCAACAGCAAACAUCAGCACAUCAUCCACAGGCAGAAUCACACAAACUCGCUGCUAGCCAACGGGCAACCGCGCGACAGUAAACCCACCAUUGCCGGUAUGUCCCUGCUGGCCAACGGUGGUGCUGGUGCACUUCUGUUCAACGGCACAGCGACAGCUCUACAGCAGAACGCACAAACGGGCGCAAACGGUGGAUACGCCACCGGUCUCAUCAGCAACAACAACAAUAAUCACCUCGCGGUGAACCAUAACCUCAACCUCAAGGAUAGCAUCGUCGGGCUGAAAGGGCUGGCUGGGUUCGGUUCGUCAUCGUCCUGUCACGAUUCAUCCUCCUCCACAUCCGCCAGCGACAUUGAUAUCGAUGAGACGACGGUCAAGGAGGAACCGCUGUCACCGAGCUCGAGCUGUCCACCAUCACCAAUCGGGUCCGGUUGCGGUGGAGGCGGUGGUAGUGGUGAAGGUGGUGGAGGUACCCUGCUUAACAACUAUGGCGUUUCAUCCGUCAACCUCGGAGGUAACCUGGCCGCCUAUACCCAUUCGGAUCUCGUCCUCGAGCAUAAGAAUGGUUCCCUCCAGCUAUCGUCCGCAACACAGAGUCUGCUCAAGAAUCAGCAGAUCAUGAUUGCUACCAGCAUUCCACAGCAAAGCUCAACCUCCCAGCAGCAGAAACUUGUAAUGUCCAAGCUAAACAUCAAGAUGGAACCACAGUCGUCCGGAUUCGGGCUGCCACCGACCCCGCCGUCCUCGCUACCGAGCGAUGAAUCGGAGGGUAACCAGAGCCCCGAACAUCACGUCUCCCCCAUGUCUCCGCCCACCGACAUCGGUAGCAGCACGUCGAGCGGUGCGAACUCGACGACCUCCAGCCGCCGAACGUCGCUGCAUGCGAGCACCGGUGGGGCCGGUUCCGUGAUCGGCAGCACCGCUGGUGGGCAAUCGGCAUCCACUACCUCCCGCCAAGCGUCCACCGCUAGUCACCACAGCUCAGCUGGUUCAUCACCGUCCGCCUCACAGUCGACAACCAGCUCGACGAGGCAGCCGAUCCACACCCCGCUCAUCAGUAGUCAACCGAAGGGUUCCACGGGAACGCUCAUCUUGACGGAAGAGGAAAAGCGAACGCUACUGGCAGAGGGUUAUCCUAUCCCAACCCGGCUCCCGCUGACCAAAGCCGAAGAGAAAUCUCUCAAAAAGAUACGGCGGAAGAUCAAAAACAAGAUCUCCGCACAGGAAAGUCGGCGAAAGAAGAAAGAGUACAUGGAUCAGCUGGAGCGCCGGGUGGAGAUACUGAUGUCGGAGAAUCUCGACUACCGCAAGCGCGUCGAGACGCUCGAGGAUUGCAAUCAGAAUCUGCAGACCGAGCUGUCCAAGCUGCGACAGCUCAUCACACGACAGGGUGCCCGGAAGGCGUAA
Messenger RNA from Anopheles marshallii, 1731 nucleotides. It is a transcript of the gene CrebA, whose product is annotated as cyclic AMP response element-binding protein A. Bases 1 to 1731 code for a protein of 576 amino acids. Lineage: Eukaryota; Metazoa; Arthropoda; Insecta; Diptera; Culicidae. The transcript has 6 exons. The record is from RefSeq and is a predicted model, not a curated record. Gene Ontology annotation, biological process: regulation of transcription by RNA polymerase II. Gene Ontology annotation, molecular function: DNA-binding transcription factor activity, RNA polymerase II-specific; cAMP response element binding.